Molecule: messenger RNA, 3722 nt
Organism: Osmerus eperlanus (European smelt)
Lineage: Eukaryota; Metazoa; Chordata; Actinopteri; Osmeriformes; Osmeridae
Gene: p2ry10
Product: P2Y receptor family member 10
Exons: 3
Coding region: 1020-2306 (428 amino acids)
Biological process (GO): positive regulation of Rho protein signal transduction; phospholipase C-activating G protein-coupled receptor signaling pathway
Cellular component (GO): plasma membrane
Molecular function (GO): G protein-coupled receptor activity
Source: RefSeq, a predicted model, not a curated record
UAACUGUGAUUCUAGACACGUAAGAUGUUAGAAGUUGUCAUACUUUCGACAGGGUUUGUAACAUAGUAUCUUCACAGGAAGGCUAGAAAAACAACAUCAAUUAUCCCUCUUUUCAAUAAGAAACAUUUGAGUUACAACUGUAAGUGUAUAACCCAGUGUCAGGAAAUAAUCUAUUUUUCUUAACCUUCGGUGUUGCUGGAUAUUUGGUGCAGGCUGGCCUAGCACACAACAGAGGUGGAAAGAGAGUUUUCUUGUUUCUCAGUUUCUAUUCCAUCCUCCAUCUCUCUGUUCCUCAUGCUUGUUCUCUGUCGGUCACUCCCUCCUUCUCUCGGUCCAUUACAGGAAGGGAGUUGGCUAGCGGAGGUUGGAAAACGUUUGACAAUUGUUCAGAUGAGGAGAUAACUCUCUCUCUCCCUAUGUCUUGCAUUCUUACCCUCUCUCCCUCUUUCUCUCCCUCUUUCUCUCCCCCUCUCCCUCUCUCCCUUUCUCCCUCUCUCCCUCUCUCUCUCUCUCUCUCUCUCUCUCUAAGACAUUUCCUGCCUAAGCAUGGGGGUCCUAGAGUGGACUGUCCUAGAUUGAAGACUGUGUAGGAAUGGCAGAACAUACAAUAUGGCAACAAUGUGGUUUAGCACUGAAACAGGCGGGCAGAUAUACUGGGUUUUCUGGCCAGCUGUACUUUCACACUGCAACCAUGAGUCAUUGUUCUUCUGCAGCUGUAAUACGUCAGUUUGAUCCCAUGUUCAGAUUCCACUCAUAUCUGUCCACCUGGCUCUCUGUUCCAGAUGCACCUGCCCAGUGUGUGUGAGGGUGUGUAAGAUGACACGUGAUGCUGUAAAAUUGGGGUUUGUUUAACUCAAGCCCUUAGUGUGUGUGUGGGUGUGUAUUUGUGUGUGAGAGAGAGAGAGAAAGAGAGAGAGAGAGACAGAGAGAGAGAGAGAGAGAGAGAGAGAGAGAGAGAGAGAGAGAGAGAGAGAGAGAGAGAGAGAGAGAGAGAGUAAGAAAAAGAAGACAGAGCAAGUAUGUACCAGAACGCGUCAGCUUUGAAAGUGGAGCUACUGGCUAACUCCUCCUCACAGUGUACGUAUGAUCUGAGUGGAUGGGAGCAACACAUGGACCAGCUGUACACAUACUUUUAUCUGGUUCUCUUUGUGCCUGGCCUGCUGCUGAAUGCCACGGCCCUCUGGGUACUCUGCACAUACAUCAGAAAGAAGACCAAGGCAGUGAUCUUCAUGAUGAACCUGGCUUUGGCAGACCUGGCCCAUGUCCUCUCUCUGCCUCUCAGGAUCUACUACUACUUCACCCACUCCUGGCCCUUCGGACAGCCCCUCUGCCUGUUCUGCUUCUAUCUCAAAUACCUCAACAUGUACGCGUCCAUCUUCUUCCUGGUGUGUAUCAGCGUGCAGAGGUGUGUGUUCCUGCUGAAGCCCUUCUGUGCCCGCAGGUGGAGGCGGCGCUACGACAUGCUCAUCAGUGCCAGCGUGUGGCUGGUGGCGGGACUGGGCUGUUCCCCUUUCAUCCUCAUGAGGAGCUCCACCAGCACCAGCCUCGCCCCGAACGCCAGCCCCUACUCCCCUUCUACGCCUGGCCCUGCGGUCAACUAUCAGGCCUAUGUCUCCCCCCUGUAUACAAGCUUCCAUCCCAGCACCAGCCUCAGCCUGACCUCCCUCUCCACCCCCCGCGACACAGCCAGUCCUGGCUGUUUCAAGGACCUACCUACUCGCCGGCUGCCCCUCCCCCUGGCGGCGGCCAUGAUGUCCGUGGCGGAGCUGUUUGGCUUCCUGCUGCCGCUCCUAGCCGUCAGCUACAGCUCCUACCGCAUCGCCCGCUCGCUCGGACAGAAGCAGGACAAGGAGGAACGUGGACAGACCAAACCGGCGGCCCACACCCCCGCCACCAGACCCUCCAGCUCCUCCUUCUCUUCCUCCUCCCGCCAGACGGAUGGAGAGAAGCGCCGCGGCCUCCGCAUGGUCCUGAGCUGCGCCGCCCUCUUCCUGGUCUGCUUCGUACCCUACCACCUCAACUUCCUGCUCUACCUCAUGGUGUCGCAGGGUUUGGUGUCCCACUGCCCCACGCAGAAGGCAGUGCGUCAGUUCCACCCGGUGUCCCUGUGUCUGGCCAGCGUCAGCUGCUGUCUCAACCCCCUCCUCUACUACUUCCUGACGGCAGAGUUUAGGAUGCACCUCCGCAGACGCACCUCCUCCUACUCCUCCUUCCUGCUCUCCUCCCCUCCGUGCUCCUCGCCGCAGUCUCGGCCGACCAGGGAGCGUCUCACGAGCAUGGAGAGCGUCUCCUCGUACAGGGAGUAGCGGGUGAGGGAGCAGAGGUGCCUCCUUGGUCUGACAGCUGCUCCUUCAGAAGCCCCUCGUGCCUCUUAAGGAGGAGCACUUCCUCUCCUCUUCCCACUCUGCCUCCUCCUCCGUGUCUGCCUCUAAUUCAAUUUAGUUCAAUUCACUCUAUUGAUCCCAAAGGAAAUUCAAGACACUCUAACCCUUUCCUCCUCUUCCGCCCUCCUCCUAUUCCUCCUCUACCAGUGAUCAGAUGAGCUGCAGCUUGGUCAUGUGGCGUCCUUGAUAACAAUGUGAUGGAACACGUCCCAACACAAUGACUUCAGAUGAGGAAGUGAGGAGAACUUCCCUGGGUCAUGUGACAGUGGAUUGUUUAUAAACUGAAACCUGGAGCGGCCUGACCUUAACUUGAGUGUGUGUGCAGCCAGAGAAGCUGUUGUUUAAAAAACAUUUCCAGAGUUUCCAGAGGACCUGAAUUGGUCCAGAGGAACUUAAUUGGACCCCGCUUAGUAGUGCUACUGGACUAUGUGUUUGUGUGUGUGUUGGUAUGUGUCUGGGUGGCAUGAACAGUGUACAGUUAUGAGUCAUCUGAGGUGUCUUUCAUAUCUAGCACCACAGGCACACCCAGACUAAGAUAAUAAGGAUGCCCACAACUGCUGAGCAAUCUCAUGAAUACACACACAAACUCUUAUUUUUAAAUCCGCUGUAUUUCAAAAGCAUCAUUUGACGUUCUUCACGUCCAGUUUAUGGCCUCAACCUAGAGAUCAUGAAUAAGCUGCAACAGAUAAGCUAGUGUUAAGGGGCCAGUAUGAAGCUAGUUCUGUGCUGCAACUGCUGCUGCACAACCUUCUAGUUUAUAACAUUAAUAAAAGUCAAGCUUGUUUUAGUUUGAAAGAUGAAAACAUUCUGUUUGUUUAUUGUGUGCUAGUCAUUCAGAAGUCACCGCCAGUGUGAUAAUGACUCAAUGUUUAUAGAGGUGUUUGACUUGGAGAUAGACUGAUGGGUUGUCCUGUCAGAAUGAAAGGGGUGGAUAGCCUGGUUAAUCCAACGUGCCCCCUCAAAGGGCGGACAGGUGAGAAGGCAGAGAGGUGCGUGCAGAGAGACUGGAUUGUGUGGCUCAUCUGACAAGACUGGGUCACUGUGGAUCACUGUAUUCAUGUAUUCAUGGUGAUACUCUGGCUGCUCUUCCGAACCAUAUGCCUAUAGUACUGUACAUAUGUAACACAAUUGGCUUCAAUUUGUUCACUCUAGUACCCAUAAUUCUCAGUGUAUUGAUUUUUUUUAAAGAAAUUAUUUCAAUAUUUUAUGAGUUAUGCUAAAGUAAUGUCAGAAUUACAGUGAUUAUUUGACAAACCAUGCUCCAGACGAUUUGUGAGUGCAUUGUUUACAGUACAACAGCACAGAACAGGUAUAGUUACACAUUAACUUUUAUUGAUU